Molecule: messenger RNA, 2684 nt
Organism: Cryptotermes secundus
Lineage: Eukaryota; Metazoa; Arthropoda; Insecta; Blattodea; Kalotermitidae
Gene: spz6
Exons: 8
Coding region: 172-1674 (500 amino acids)
Biological process (GO): central nervous system formation; regulation of Toll signaling pathway; innate immune response
Cellular component (GO): extracellular region
Molecular function (GO): growth factor activity; Toll binding
Source: RefSeq, a predicted model, not a curated record
CAAGCUGGGAAAUAUCUUCAGUAGCUUAACGACUAUUAGCUUCUCAAGAAGGACUUUGCUCCAUAAUGGAGUUAGUUAUAAUAUGUAAGAAGCUUUUCGCUGGAAGUACGGCUGCCUACAGAUUCUGAAACAUCACCGGCAAGAAGGAAGCACCCAGUGGUCAGGUAUGCAAUGAACUUGGGUAGCUUGGUAAGACAGUGGGUACACUGGCCUGGAUUGUCUCUGAAGUUGACAGCGGUAUCUUCACCAGCGAGGCGGCAGUGUGUCGUGAAUACCUGUGAGGAACGGAAGUGUGGUGAUAUGGGCUCUGGUAAUGCGAUAUAUCGACUGUCUUCAAGAAGUAAAUCACCGCCUUCUUCAGAAUUUAUGGGUUUCAUUGGUGUCACGAUUUGCGUGGUGUGUUCAAUGAUGGUGCUGUGUGCCGGUGUAAGAACCCCGCAAAGAUCUGAGGUGGUGCAGGAACCACCUGAAGGUUACUACGCGUUCGUCGAAUCUCCAAAUGCAGAGCCACCCAGAGUCAGGCGUCCGCCGUAUCAUCAGUCGGACAAGGAGUGUCCAGGUACACUUGGUCACAAUCGGCAGAAUUCUCUCUACAACUUAUGCGGGGACCUCAACAAAGGCUUCAUCCCACAGAAUCCAAUGCGACAGAAAGUGCUGGGAGCAGUCUACCCUUUUGAGCUUGUGCGCAACAAGACCCUCGAGUUCUUCAGCCAAACACUGCCUAUCCUGAAAGCAGACGAGACUCUGCCUAGAGUUGCCAAGUACCACCAGGAGCCAGCCCAGUGGCCUACCAGUUCCCUUGCCCAUAACUCGAUAGCGCCAGAUCACAGACACCGCUUAAAGAGGGCUGCUGAGACAUCUCACCCUGAUGAGGACAAUGAACAACCGAGGCAGGCAAGAGACAAGACGAUAAUCAGUACCAUCAAACGGGAAGCCAGGAAAUUCUGCGAGAAUGGAGGAGGAGUAUUCUGUAUGCUAUACAGAGCGUUCAAUGGAGAACCUCUGGCCUCUGGAGUUGUUGAACGUAGAGAUGAUGUUGGCGGAGAAACACCUGAGUAUCGAAGAGGGGAAGGUACUUCUAUGACUGCAGUGGGUGGGCAUCAUGAUCCUUCCCUGCCACCAACACCUUGUCCUGCCAAAGUGGAUUAUGCAACUCCUGUUUUUGCCAAGAAUUACCAGGGUGUGUGGCGCUAUGUGGUGCAGAUCCCAUAUGAAGGUUAUUUCACUCAGACUGUAGAAGUGACUAGAUGUCUGCAAUCACGCUGUCAUUACCUUGAUGGUGGCUGCAUGUCUUCACCAAGAUGGACAAGCCUACUCGUUGCAGAAAUUUAUUACCCAGAUACUUUCCUGCCAGCUGCACCAGGAGGAAGAUGGCCACCACACAGAAAUCCUGUGACGGGCGAAAAUCCACCUCCAGUACAUGAUUUCCAGAAUUAUCAACAGUACUUGCGAAAAAGAGCAGGUGUCCAAGCACCAGCAUCUACAGACAGUCCAACUAUAACAACACAGACACCAAGCAAAAACUCUUCCCAUUGUGAUGGAAUUGAUGACAUAGGCUGUUUUCAGGUCCGUUUGUAUUAUGACUGGUUCCUCAUCCCAGGAAGUUGCAAGUGCUGGAGACCAGAUUACUUCUCUCGCUACAUCAGGCGGAAGGUUGUCACUUCUGAUCUCUAACCCUACAUGUGAUCCUGUCAUUAGCUCAUAACUGUACAUUACUUUACUUUGCAUAAUUUAUCAUCAGUACAAUACUUUACUUUGUAUAAUUUAUCAUCAGUCAACCAGGAAUAAUAAGAGAGGCAAAGGGUGAUUAGUUUACUUUAACAUAACAGUUGACAGUGAUAAAUUUAAUCCAUAUUCAAAUUGAAUUACUUUUUAUUUUCACAUAUUCCCAUUUUUGUAUGGUCCCUAUUCUUGUACUCAGUAACUGGCAAUAAUUCCAUUUGCCUUUCCUUUAAUUUGUUACUUCAGUCACUUUGAAAUUCCUUAUAAUCAUAGUUAUUUUAGUUUCCCUCUUCCACAUUUCUAAGUUCAUUUUCCAGUGAAUUUACUAUUUGGUUGUCUUCGUGCAUCUGUACCAUCAAAAUACUUUAUUUGUAUCCUCUACAAGAUAUCUUAUUUAUGUCCAUAUUCCUCAGACAUAAUUAUGUCAGUAAGGUAUUUAUUUAUAUGUUGUUGCAUCACAGUAUCCAGAUGUUUGAACCCUGCACUCUACAAAUGCAGAGGCCUUUGUGUUGCACUUCAGUCAAGAAAAGAUUGAAGAUGAAUGGUGGGAGUUCCCGACUGCUUCUCCACCCUACCUAUAUUGCACACCUCCCCUCCAGCAAUACUGAUUAUAAACUGAGAAUAAAGAGAGGGAUAGAGAGUCCGUAGAUGGAACAAGGGCCAAAAUGCAAGAGAUGGCUUGAGGGAGACAUGCAGCAGGGUGCUACUUGCUAGCCGGAAGGUUGGCGUAGGAUCUCAGUUCAUUUUUGCCUUGACCUGAUUUUAGUAAGUCUUUAGUGCUUCUGAAUUACAACUCAAGCUCAAGAAUAAAAAGUUAAGGGAAAUUAGUUUAAUUUUUGUAUCAUGUACUUUUUUCUUAAUCAGAAAACUGUUACUCCCUAAGAGCCAGGUUCUUGCAAACAAGGACUCAGGUUGAAGAAUCAGAUGUUCCUUCCUUCAAGUUGGUUCAGAACACAUACAAA